AUUUAAUUUUUUGUAGACAAAUCCUGUUAACUAAUCUAUCUUCACUCUCAUUUUCUCCUCUUUCUCCAUUUUCUUUGGAUCAUGGACUCGGGGAAUUCUCAAAAGAUGCUUGACAAGUGCAUCUAUGAUUACUUUGUUAAGAAGGGGAUGCGUGAGUCUGCCAAGGAAUUCGCGAGUGAAGUUGAUGUUGAAAAUCCCACAGAUGAUGCUACAAAAUCUCCAGGGUCAUUUCUCACGGACUGGUGGAAUGUGUUCUAUGAUAUGCUCAUCUCUAAUCAGUCCGCCCAAGAUCCUUAUGCUGAGGCUGCACUUACUAUGGACAAUGUGGUACCUCAAGUCCCUUAUGCUGUGCCAACAUCUUCUUCUCAUUCUGUUACACCAGCACAUAAUAUAUCUCUUGUGGUGCCGGCAUUUAGUCCUGAGAGAUCGCAAGAGCCAUGCCAUCUGAGGAUGCCUGAGGACGAAGUGACACCUAAGUUAAGAUUUCUUGACGUGGAUCGUCCGAGUCUGGGGGCGGCGUUUGUAACUGAUUCUAGCCUCCUGAUGGAGCAGAUUCCAAAUAUGCCUCAACAGUGGGAGGCCAAAGAUGAGGGAGAGGGACAAGGCAUUUACUUUGACCAAACUAUGCAGAUGGAACCAAAUGGCGAUACCCCUAAAAAUUUUGUGCUUCCGGUGCCAGAUCCUUGUGAAGCAGGCUCUUCCACCGCCUCCUGCUCUGGGAUGCAGCAGACUCCCUAAUCAAAUCAAGAUCUCUUGAUUUCCUGAUCUUCCUCUUGGCAUGGAAUUAAGAAGAUUGGGAAAGAUGCUGACUUGCAGAAAGCUACAAUAGAUGAUACUGAAAAGAAAAAGAAAAGGAAAGCUACAUAUCUCAAAGAGAUGAUAUCUAAUAAGUGCAAGCAAUUUGUAUGGUGCUUUGAAGCAUAGAUGAUAUCUAAUAAGGAGUAUGCUUAUUGAGGAAUUAGAGCUUGUAGAUCUGUUAGGCUCUCUGUAAUGUUGGUUGAUAUUGGGCAUGUGUUGGCUGAUGGCACUAUGGCACUAUGUGACUCAACUUAUUCAUGUCAAAGGGUUGUUGAUUUGAUGUCAUUUCAGCCUCAGGUGUCAUAAGUUGGCAUUUCUCAAGAGCAUUCUCGGCCAAAAAAUUUGAUUCAGAUGAUUGAGCGUCAACUUAGUGAUACUUGCAACAAAAUUCAAGAGGAACAAAUGGUGAAGCAGUUUGAAAAGAGAAAUCUGCAAAAAAUCAGACCCCUGUGUUGGAAGCUCGGAGCAGCUGAAGCAUCUGUCUUAAAAUAAGGUAAGUCCAAGUUCAGACAAGCUAUAGCGAGUAAAUUAUUCUAAUUGAACAUUUUUAGUUUGAUUUUCUUUCAUGCACUAUAAAGAUUGAAAGUCAAUGAACUUUUUCUCAAUUUCUUUGGCUACCAUUUUCCUGAUGCAUGUCGUUCGUAUAAGAGUGACACAAAUAGAGACUUCAUUAGGUUCUCUUGUAACUGUGCUGUCUGGGAGCUCUUCUGCUUUCUUGAAGUUGUUUUUUGU
Solanum verrucosum is the source of this 1530-nucleotide messenger RNA. RefSeq lists its product as uncharacterized. The record is from RefSeq and is a predicted model, not a curated record. Gene Ontology annotation, molecular function: transcription corepressor activity; protein binding. The transcript is spliced from 11 exons. The coding region runs from base 82 to 738 and encodes 218 amino acids. NCBI's taxonomy places the organism in Eukaryota, Viridiplantae, Streptophyta, Magnoliopsida, Solanales, Solanaceae.